AUGGUCUGCUUUUUAGUACUGUUCAUGACUGCCUCUGUAAGGGGAGACACAUCUACUUGUAAGCUGUGGAGAAAAACAGAACUUCCAAUUUUCUCAAAAACUGGAGAUAUUAUAAUUGGUGGUAUGUUUAAUGUAAAUGACAUUCCCAUAGAUGUUGCCCUAACAUUUAAAGAAAUACAAGAAGAUUCGGUAUGCAAAGUUUUGAACUUCAGAGAGCUCCAGUGUGCACAAACUAUGAUUUUUGCAAUUGAAGAGAUAAAUAAUAGGACUGAUAUUCUGCCUGGCAUCAACUUGGGCUAUAAGAUUUAUGAUUCUUGCAGAGAUGUGCGUUUGGCUCUGAAAACAGCAAUGGCUUUAGUGAAUGGUCAGGAAAAUGGACAGAUGGAUGGCUGCAAUGAACAAUCGAGGGCACCUGUGAUCGUGGGCCAAACCAGUUCCUCCCCAGUAACAGGAUUCACAACAGCUCUUAGUCCUUUUAAUAUUCCAGUGAUCAGUCAUGCUGCCAGCUGUGCCUGCCUCAGCAAUAAAAUUCGCUAUCCCACAUUUUUACGAACAACACCAAGUGAUUAUUAUCAAAGCAGAGCUUUGGUGCAAUUAGUAAAACAUUUUGGUUGGACGUGGGUCGGAGCAAUAAGAAGUGAUACUGAUUAUGGCAACUAUGGUAUGGCCACAUUUGUGCAAAUUGCCCAGAAAGAGGGAGUUUGCAUUGAGUAUUCAGAGGCCAUUUACAGAACAUAUCCAAAAGAAAAAUUUAUUAAAAUUGUAGAUAUCAUUAAAAAGUCCACUUCAAAAGUGAUUGUAGCUUUUGUUUCUUUCAGUGAUCUGGAAUAUCUUCUGAAUGAGUUAUUCAAUCAGAAUGUUACUGGAUACCAGUGGAUUGGUACUGAAUCUUGGAUUUCAGCCAGAAACCCUACAUUUGUAAAAUACUACAAACUGUUGAGUGGAGCUAUUGGGACUUCCAUUAUUACCACAGAAAUCCCGGGUCAGCUGGAAUUUUUACUGAAUGUUCACCCAUCUACGAUUCCUGGAAACACUGGCCUAAAUAGUUUUUGGGAGUUCUUAUUUAACUGUUCUCUUUCUAAGCAAAAUAAUACAGAUCUUCCUGCUUGCACAGGAUCUGAGAGUUUAAGUAAUAUAAGCAAUCAGUAUACAGAUUUAUCAAACAAUGGAUAUUCCAGUAAUGCAUAUAAGGCUACCUAUGUAGUAGCCUAUGCGCUACAUAAUCUGUUAUCAUGCCAGAAUGAAAAAAGACCUACUACCAAUGAGACAUGCUCUGUCAAAAUGCCAAUUAACCCAUCGCAGCUGAUGCAGUUCUUGAAAUCCGUAAAUUUUUCAACCAGCUAUGGAGAAAAUUUUUACUUUGAUGCAAAUGGAGAUCCAGCAGCAAAAGGCAAAACAUACGAUUUGAUAAACUGGCAGCUCAACAGAGAUGGCAUGAUUGAAUUUGUAACAGUUGGCGAAUAUUAUGCAUUUUUGUCUGAGGGGAAGUUUGUGAUCAAUUAUAACAAUAUUGUCUGGGCUGUUUUCUCUCUUUAGGUGCCCAAGUCUGUAUGCAGUGAGAGCUGCCAUCCAGGCACUCGUAAGGCUGCACAGAAAGGGAGACCUAUUUGCUGCUUUGACUGCAUACCUUGUGCUGAAGGGGAAAUUAGCAACAUAUCAGAUUCUGCUGACUGUUUGAAGUGUCCAUUGGAGUACAAGGCGAAUAAACAAAAAGACCAGUGCAUUUUAAAGGAUAUUGAAUUCUUGUCAUUUGAAGAAAACAUGGGGAUAUUGCUUGUUACUUUAGCAUUGCUGGGAGCUUCUCUUACAAUUUCUAUAGCAUUUGUCUUUUACCUUAAGAGAGACACACCAAUUGUUAAAGCAAACAACUCAGAACUAAGUUUCCUUCUCCUCUUUUCAUUAACACUUUGCUUCCUGUGUUCUCUUACUUUCAUUGGUCAACCCACUGAGUGGUCUUGUAUGCUGCGCCAUACAGCUUUUGGCAUCACAUUUGUUUUAUGCAUAUCGUGUGUUCUUGGGAAAACUAUUGUGGUUUUAAUGGCCUUCAGAGCCACACUGCCAGGUAGUAAUGUCAUGAAGUGGUUUGGAGUCACACAGCAGAGAUUAAGUGUUUGUAUGUUCACAUUGAUACAAGUUAUUAUAUGUACACUUUGGUUAUCGGUAUCGCCCCCAUUCCCCAACAAAAACAUGGCACAUAUUGCAGAAAUCAUCAUUUUAGAGUGUGACCUCGGAUCCAAAACUGCAUUUUAUGCAGUUUUAGGUUAUAUAGGCUUUCUUGCUGUAUUGUGCUUUAUUCUGGCAUUUCUGGCUCGAAAACUUCCAGAUAACUUCAAUGAAGCCAAAUUCAUCACAUUUAGCAUUCUGAUAUUCUGUGCUGUUUGGAUCACUUUCAUUCCAGCAUACAUCAGCUCACCAGGGAAGUACACUGUAGCUGUAGAAAUAUUUGCAAUUCUUGCUUCCAGUUUUGGUUUGUUAUCUUGCAUUUUUUUGCCUAAGUGUUACAUUAUUUUAUUAAAACCAGAGAAGAAUACAAAGAAAAAUCUAAUGGGUAAGAUGAAGUCAAAGUAA
Polypterus senegalus (gray bichir) is the source of this 2568-nucleotide messenger RNA. Its product is annotated as extracellular calcium-sensing receptor-like. The record is from RefSeq and is a predicted model, not a curated record. The transcript is spliced from 6 exons. Lineage: Eukaryota; Metazoa; Chordata; Cladistia; Polypteriformes; Polypteridae. Gene Ontology annotation, molecular function: G protein-coupled receptor activity. Gene Ontology annotation, biological process: G protein-coupled receptor signaling pathway. Gene Ontology annotation, cellular component: membrane.